Homalodisca vitripennis (glassy-winged sharpshooter) is the source of this 1873-nucleotide messenger RNA. RefSeq lists its product as uncharacterized. Lineage: Eukaryota; Metazoa; Arthropoda; Insecta; Hemiptera; Cicadellidae. The record is from RefSeq and is a predicted model, not a curated record.
GUGGCCUCUUCUUAUCUUCCCGGACCUGUGAUUUAUGCUGUUUUGUAGAGCUUGGGACACGGGCUGAGCAGGCGCAGGAAGGAGAGAGACGUUCGUCUGCCGAGCUGUGGCUACUCACUACAGCUAUGAUUUAUGCUGUUUUUAGGGCAUGGGACACGGGCUGAGCAGACGCAGGAAGGAGAGAGACGUUCGUCUGCCGAGCUGUGGCCUCUGCUUUUCUCCCUCUCAGUUGUCUUUUCUCAACUACCACUUUUCUGAUCAGCUGGCCAACCUUGCAGGAGACCUGAAGUGUGAACCAUCUGUCAACACUGGAGCACUUGUCGAGCGGCUCAUCCAGAGAUUACUGUGUGGAGUUGGAACUUUGGAUCCUCGGUUUAGCUCCAAGUUCCUUAUCAAUCUAGAUCCAACAAAGGCUUCUUCCAAGGCUGGCACCCAAAGCCUCAGCUACCUUGUGCGUCUGGACUCUCUCAGCUGGCCACUACUCUAUCCAGACCACCAGGAACAGCCUACGUGUCAUAUCACGCACAGCGAGGGAGGGCCACAGGGCUUUGCCAAGGUACGGCUCACUGGCUGUCGCGUAGAGGACUGGGCUGAGUUCAUCAACAACCAUGGGUUCCUUCGCAGAGAUAAGCUGCAGGAGAGGUUCGUAGAGUUACUCGCUCAGUCAGCAGCCCGUAACUCAAUCCCAGGCACCCCUGACCAAAUAGACGAGUCUCGGAUGUGUGGCUGCCCAGGCAAGGUUGUGGACCCUGGAGUGGCAUUCCAUCUCACCGAAACACCACCCCAGGAACAGUUCUACUUCGGAGCAGCUGAAUGCCACAGACAUAGUUUCCCUGACCCACGAGAAUUCAGGCUGGCCAUUGUUGAGGGCACCCCCUGUGUCAGGCUCAGGGUUGGACUGCCUCUAUGUAUUUCAGGAUCAGAAGAAGACAUUCAGGUAACGCUAACACUAGGCAUUGGGUUCACAGGAUGGCCUCACAGUUGUGACUUCCCGAGCCGAAUUUCUCUCUCUCACGUUGACAUCUUGCUUUACCAACAGGUAGCCACCAUGGGAUUCUAUCUGGUACCGGCUCCUCCGCACCCUACCACUCGAUGUGAUGAUCGCUCCGCCACCUGGCAGUUCAGGUUUCCAGCGACAGAGUGCGCCCUACUCUCACAUUACGCUGCACACAGUACACCAGCUCGUGUUUUGGCAGCACUGCGCAAUAUACUGGCAGACAUGAGACGGACAACUAAUGGAGGUCAAGUGGUUAGUGACUACAUGCUGAAGACAUUUCUCUGGUUCCGGUUGGAAGAGGACCACGAAUCUCUUAUAGCCACUUUGCGAGACUGGGAUCAUGACAAGCUGUCAACACAUGUUUUGGUUAUCCUGGACCAGCUAGUGACAGGUUUGAGGACUCAGCGUCACCGUUCCUACUGGUUCCCGUGGUUUAACGUGAUGUUGAGCGCUCCUGGUGGCGGUACCCUGCACUACACAGAGGAGGACUACUGCCAUGAUGCUGAACUGCUGGUCUCACUGCUGUGUCGUCUCCAUGAGUUCUCUCUGCAGCCUCUGCCCCCCUCACUGCCUCCCCUGGAAGCCUGGCAGCAGCUGGACUCUCGGCUCGUGGGCAAGUGGCAGGACGUGCUCAUGGCUCUGGCACCCCCAACUACUACCAGGUCUAGAAGAUUGGGGUUUGCCCCUGGGAGUGGCUACAGCAGCGGGGCAGCCUCGCAGUACUCUGCCCGCCAGCUGGAGUACGUGAGACUCAUCCUGAGAGGCAUGCUCACUGUACGAGCUCUCACUCUGUACCAGGGUCAACAUUUCCCUAGUCUUUUUCACCAGAACAACGACCUCCCCUCAGCGAAACACAGUACAAAACGAAUCCUCUGA